This is a messenger RNA of Cannabis sativa, 1161 nucleotides long. RefSeq lists its product as uncharacterized. The transcript has 2 exons. The record is from RefSeq and is a predicted model, not a curated record. Bases 1 to 1161 code for a protein of 386 amino acids. NCBI's taxonomy places the organism in Eukaryota, Viridiplantae, Streptophyta, Magnoliopsida, Rosales, Cannabaceae.
AUGGUGAAAUCCACUGAGAUGAAUGCAUUGCAAGUUCAAUAUGCUGAUAAGGGAACUGUAGAAGGUUUUGCUCAAGAUGUUGCAGGACCAAGUGUAGCUGCUAGACACAACUAUGAGACAAGAAAAAAAUUACAUUUUGGGGAACAAGGUGAAACAGAGGAGGGUGAGACACUAUCAUCACCUACCGAUGAUAGUGAUUUAGAGUGGAAAACAGGAAGGCAUUACAGUGAAGAAGAUGAUGAUACAGAUGAAGAUGAGGGUGAUUAUGUAGAUAGUGAUGUUGACCUUGACAUUGGAGAAUAUUAUGAUAGUGAUGAAGCAGGUCAUAGAAACCCACACACUUCAAGAAGAGAUAAUUUUCUUGACCCUAACAGCAACAUUCCAAAUCCAGAAACUGAUGAGGUGUAUAUCAAUGGAAAAAUUGUUUUGAGACAGUUUCUAAGAUUUAGUGACCAUAGACAAUUUGCACAGGUAAUGAGAGACUAUGCAGUGCAAGAAGGUUUUGAAUUGCAAAAAGUAAAACAAGAAAGAAUUCGUGUCACAUUUGUUUGUAGGGCAGAUGCUUGUCCAUGGCGCAUACAUGCGUCGUUGUCUCCUAACGAAAGGUUGUUCAUCAUCAAAACCUUUAACAACACCCACACAUGUCAAUGUGUAAGGACAAAUAGGGCAGCCAAUAGUGGUUGGAUAGCAAAGAAGAUGGUUGGCCCAAUCAGUAGACAUCCAAAUAUGAGUCUCAAAGGUAUGCGAGAAGAGUUGAAGGAUACUUGGGGAAUUGAGGUGAAUAAUAAAAGGCUCUGGAGAGCUAGAGCAAUUGCUAGGGGGGAAGUUGAAGGUAGUGCUGCAAUUAUUCAAAGUCAGCUUGUGGACAUAAAUAAACCAUCUGAGGAGGUAGAAGAGGAAGUUCCACCUAAAUCUCGAGUGCCAAUUUGGAGACCUCAGUUUCAAAGAAUAUUUAUAUGUUAUAAUGGGGUAAAACAAGGAUUUUUGGUUGGAUGUCGACCUUUUUUUGGAUUGGAUGGUUGUCAUUUGAAAGGCCCUUAUAAGGGGAUCUUACUUUCUGCCACAGGAUUAGAUGCAAACCUUCAUUUUUAUCCAAUUGCAUAUGCCAUUGUUGAGGCUGAAAAUACAGAUUCAUGGAAGUGGUUCAUUCAUCUACUUUGA